Molecule: messenger RNA, 1987 nt
Organism: Daphnia magna
Lineage: Eukaryota; Metazoa; Arthropoda; Branchiopoda; Diplostraca; Daphniidae
Gene: RtcB
Product: RNA-splicing ligase RtcB homolog
Exons: 9
Coding region: 232-1749 (505 amino acids)
Biological process (GO): tRNA splicing, via endonucleolytic cleavage and ligation
Cellular component (GO): nucleus; tRNA-splicing ligase complex
Molecular function (GO): RNA ligase (ATP) activity
Source: RefSeq, a predicted model, not a curated record
UAUUCAAUCCCACGUGCGUUAAGUCCAUGGUUAAUUCAUACGAUUCUUACGAUUCAUACCGACAGCGACGUUGAAGCAUCAACAACGUUUCCAAAACCGAUCAUCAGUUGACAUAUGUAUCUAGCUGGCAGUUCGUAAAACAAAACGAAAGAAUCAAAACGAGACUUAAGAAAAUCUGUGCACAAAUUUUACUAACUUGGAAGUUGGAACUCAUUAGAUUCAUUGUCUAAAAUGCCCCGGUCAUACGAAGAAGAACUGAAGUUCAUAGAAAGGUUAUCUCCUUAUUCUUGGCGCAUCAAAAAAGGAUUUGUUCCUAAUAUGAAAGUUGAAGGCAUUUUCUAUGUCAACAACAACUUAGAGAAUCUGAUGUUUGAAGAGCUGAAAGCCUCUAGUGCUCAAGGCCUAGUUGGGGGAUUUCUUCCUGGAAUGAAGCAAAUUGCCAAUGUUGCUGCCCUGCCUGGAAUUGUUGGACGAUCUAUUGGGUUACCUGAUGUUCAUUCUGGCUAUGGCUUUGCAAUUGGAAAUGUAGCUGCAUUUGAUAUGGAUGAUCCAAAUUCCAUAGUAUCUCCUGGCGGAGUAGGAUUUGAUAUUAACUGUGGAGUUAGGUUGCUGAGGACAAACCUUACUGAAAAAGAUGUUCAGCCUGUUAAAGAACAAUUGACCCAAAGCAUGUUUGAUCACAUUCCUGUUGGUGUUGGAUCAAAGGGAGUAAUCCCUAUAAAUGCCCAGGAUCUCGAAGAAGCUUUAGAAAUGGGAGUAGAUUGGUCGCUCCGCGAGGGGUACGCUUGGGCAGAAGAUAAAGAACACUGCGAAGAAUUUGGCCGAAUGUUGAAUGCCGAUCCUUCGAAAGUCAGUCUCAGAGCUAAAAAGAGGGGACUUCCUCAGUUGGGCACUCUUGGAGCCGGUAAUCAUUAUGCGGAAAUCCAAGUAGUGGACGAGAUCUAUGACAAGUGGGCCGCCACCAAAAUGGGGAUAGAACACAAGGGCCAAGUUUGCAUCAUGAUUCAUUCGGGAAGCAGAGGAUUCGGCCACCAAGUAGCCACCGAUGCUUUGGUUACCAUGGAAAGAGCAAUGAAAAGAGAUAAUAUCGUGACCAACGAUCGUCAACUAGCGUGUGCCCGAAUUUCUUCAACGGAAGGCCAGGACUAUUUAAAAGCAAUGUCAGCAGCUGCAAAUUUCGCCUGGGUUAAUCGAUCUUCCAUGACUUUCCUCUGUCGCCAAGCUUUCGCUAAGCAGUUUAACUCGACCCCGGAUGACCUUGACAUGCAUCUUAUAUACGAUGUAUCGCACAAUAUUGCUAAAGUGGAACAGCAUACUGUUAAUGGUAAACUAAAAACAUUACUGGUCCAUCGAAAGGGCUCAACUCGAGCUUUCCCGCCUCACCAUCCAUUAAUUCCGGUCGACUACCAGCUAACGGGUCAGCCUGUUCUCAUUGGAGGAACAAUGGGUACUUGUAGCUACAUCUUGACCGGUACAGAAAAGGGAAUGGAGGAAACCUUUGGUUCAACCUGUCACGGAGCGGGACGAGCCUUAUCUCGCGCGAAAUCCCGGCGAAAUUUGGAUUACACCGAAGUUUUGGAUCGUUUGAAGGAGCAAGGCAUUUCUAUCAGAGUGGCAUCUCCCAAGCUGGUUAUGGAAGAGGCUCCAGAAUCUUAUAAAAAUGUAACGGACGUUGUCGAUACUUGUCACGCUGCUGGAAUCAGCAAAAAAACUGUUAAGCUCCGCCCAAUUGCUGUAAUUAAAGGGUAAAAUUGUAUUGGUACAAGCUUUGCAAGUUUGGUUGAACAGAUCUUUCAUUGUUUAAAACAAUUUCUUUUCUUGUUAUUUACUAAAUUCUACAAUUCUUUUUCUUGUUUUGCCUGACGUAAAAAAAAAGGAAAAAAACGGGAAAAAUGUCGCUAUUUGGUCUUCGAUAACCUGUCUUUUAAUUUAUGGGGUUGAUUAGAUAAUAUUUUGAACAAAAAUAGAACAUCGCAUAAAAUAACAA